AUGCUUCGCUUGUACACGGACCUGCUGGCCGGUUAUGAGAAAGAUGUCCGUCCCGCCUUGCAGCACGACAUGCCGAUCAAUGUCACCUUCGUUUUUAUGCUUACGCAAAUCAUCGACGUGGAUGAACGAAAUCAAAUUCUCACCACAAACGCCUGGUUACAUCAGUCGUGGACCGAUUACAAGUUGGUCUGGGAUCCAAGAAAGUACGGCAACCUCACACGAAUUCACAUUCCACAUGAGAGGAUCUGGCGACCAGACGUUGUACUCUACAACAAGUAA
Messenger RNA from Cooperia oncophora, 279 nucleotides. NCBI's taxonomy places the organism in Eukaryota, Metazoa, Nematoda, Chromadorea, Rhabditida, Trichostrongylidae. The record is from the annotation of a GenBank genome assembly.